UAAAGAAGCUAAAAUGUCGGGCGAAGAAACAUCUGCUGACCGUAAUGUGGAAAUUUGGAAAAUCAAAAAAUUAAUAAAAAGUCUGGAAAUGGCCAGAGGCAAUGGCACCAGCAUGAUAUCCCUGAUCAUACCACCCAAGGAUCAAAUAUCACGUGUUAGCAAAAUGCUAGCCGAUGAAUUUGGAACAGCGUCGAACAUUAAGUCACGGGUAAAUCGAUUAUCGGUUCUGGGUGCAAUUACCUCGGUACAGCAUAGACUUAAAUUGUAUACCAAAGUGCCUCCAAAUGGAUUGGUAAUUUAUUGUGGUACAAUUGUCACCGAAGAGGGUAAAGAGAAAAAAGUCAAUAUCGAUUUUGAACCAUUCAAACCGAUCAAUACAUCAUUGUAUUUGUGCGACAAUAAGUUCCAUACGGAAGCGCUAACCGCCCUGCUGGCGGACGAUAAUAAAUUCGGUUUUAUUGUUAUGGACGGUAAUGGGGCGUUGUUCGGUACCCUGCAGGGUAACACGCGAGAAGUUCUACACAAAUUCACAGUGGAUUUACCGAAGAAGCACGGGCGUGGUGGUCAAUCGGCAUUGCGAUUUGCCCGUCUGCGCAUGGAAAAACGUCACAAUUAUGUGCGCAAAGUUGCUGAAGUUGCCACCCAGUUGUUCAUAACGAAUGAUAAGCCGAAUAUUGCGGGACUGAUAUUGGCCGGUAGUGCUGAUUUUAAAACGGAACUGAGUCAAUCGGAUAUGUUUGAUCCGAGAUUACAAUCGAAAAUAAUCAAAUUGGUCGAUGUGUCAUAUGGCGGUGAGAAUGGUUUCAAUCAGGCAAUUGAACUGGCUGCGGAAUCUUUGCAAAAUGUUAAAUUUAUUCAAGAGAAAAAAUUAAUUGGUCGUUACUUUGAUGAAAUAUCUCAGGAUACGGGCAAAUAUUGUUUUGGUGUUGAGGAUACAUUGCGUGCUUUAGAAUUGGGCUCGGUGGAGACCUUGAUUUGUUGGGAAAAUUUAGAUAUUCAAAGAUAUGUCCUUAAGAAUCAUGCAAAUUCAACGGCAACCACGGUAUUGCAUUUGACGCCGGAACAGGAAAAAGAUAAAUCGCAUUUUACAGACAAAGAGACUGGUGUUGAAAUGGAACUGAUAGAAUCCCAGCCCCUGUUGGAAUGGCUGGCGAACAAUUACAAAAUGUUCGGGGCCACAUUGGAAAUAAUCACGGACAAAUCCCAGGAGGGUAGUCAAUUUGUGCGUGGUUUUGGUGGUAUUGGAGGAAUAUUACGAUAUAAAGUUGAUUUUCAAUCAUUACAAGCCGAUGAACCCCUGGAAGAUGUUGAUCUGGACGAUUAUUAAAUCUGUUAAUACCAUAUUUAUUAUGAAAAGGAAUAAGAAGAAGAUGAAGAA
Molecule: messenger RNA, 1378 nt
Organism: Musca vetustissima
Lineage: Eukaryota; Metazoa; Arthropoda; Insecta; Diptera; Muscidae
Gene: eRF1
Product: eukaryotic peptide chain release factor subunit 1
Exons: 7
Coding region: 14-1327 (437 amino acids)
Biological process (GO): cytoplasmic translational termination
Cellular component (GO): translation release factor complex; cytosol
Molecular function (GO): translation release factor activity, codon specific; sequence-specific mRNA binding
Source: RefSeq, a predicted model, not a curated record